AUGGCUUUUAUUCCCUUUGAAGAAACCCGCGCUCAAUCUACCGCAAACUCGCCUGCUCUUGGUCCUGCUGGUACCCCAACUUUGGCUGCUACUGCUGCCGGCCAGCAACAGUCUGCUUCUGAAAAGGCUGCUGCUGAUCAGAAGCGUGAAAUUUUUAGAUUAUAUGCUCCUGGCCAAGAAGAACAUCUUGAGGGCCAGGAGACUCGUCAUGAGGACAGUUUCCCUCCUGCCAUUAUUCUGCGUGGACCCUCAGCGGCCAAGCAGCAAUAA
Magnusiomyces paraingens is the source of this 270-nucleotide messenger RNA. RefSeq lists its product as uncharacterized. NCBI's taxonomy places the organism in Eukaryota, Fungi, Ascomycota, Dipodascomycetes, Dipodascales, Dipodascaceae. The record is from RefSeq and is a predicted model, not a curated record. Bases 1 to 270 code for a protein of 89 amino acids. The transcript has 2 exons.